AUGAAAUCAUUAUCAAUUACAUGUUCAUUAUGUUUAUGGAAUGGUUUAUUCAAAGACUAUGAAGAACAUCUAAAAACAACUCAUACGAAUCCAGCAUGUGAAUUUUGUGGAGAAAAAUUUGAUUCAAAGAUUCGACUUGAUGAACACAAACAAAAACUAUGUACUAAAAUUAUUGUACCUUGUGCACUUAAGGAAUAUGGUUGUUCGAACUCAGUCUGUCGAGCUCAAUUACAAGACCAUUAUUUGAGUUAUAUUCAUCAAAAAAUACUAGCUAGUAUUAUGCAUCGCUUUGCAUCGAGAACAACAAAUGAUCAACAUGAACAAGGAUCAGGGAUGGAUGUUGAUGUCGGACAAAGUGCUCCUAGCUCAAUCACUACUACGACAAACGAAAAUGUACGUCCACAAAUGCAAGAAGUAUACGAAACAAUAAAUAUUCUUGCUAAUGAGACCUAA
Messenger RNA from Rotaria sp. Silwood1, 453 nucleotides. NCBI's taxonomy places the organism in Eukaryota, Metazoa, Rotifera, Eurotatoria, Philodinida, Philodinidae. The record is from the annotation of a GenBank genome assembly.